AUGCCGGUCGUCAGUCCUGAAAAGCUGGCUAAGCUCCAGCAACAUGCUGAUGAUGUUCGAAAUAUUUGCAUUCUAGCCCAUGUUGAUCAUGGCAAGACGUCCCUCACAGAUGCCCUCAUCGCCACAAACGGCAUCAUCUCACCGAAGAUGGCCGGCAAGAUCCGGUACCUAGACUCGAGGCCGGACGAGCAACUCCGAGGAAUUACCAUGGAGUCUUCUGCCAUCUCUCUCUUCUUCAACAUGCUCAGGAGGUCCAGCCCUGAAGCUGCCCCUGAGCCGAAGGAGUAUCUCAUAAACCUGAUCGACUCGCCGGGCCAUAUCGAUUUUAGCAGUGAAGUAUCAACGGCCUCUCGUCUAUGUGACGGAGCUGUGGUUCUUGUAGAUGCCGUUGAAGGAGUGUGCAGUCAGACAGUCACUGUCCUUCGACAGAGCUGGACAGAAAAGCUAAAACCUCUUCUGGUCAUCAACAAAAUGGACAGGUUGGUCACUGAACUCAAGAUGACCCCAGGCGAGGCAUACAUACAUCUCAGCAAACUCCUAGAACAGGUCAAUGCUGUCUUAGGGAGCUUUUUCCAGGGCGAGCGCAUGGAGGAAGAUCUCAACUGGCGAGAAAGGAUGGAGGAAAGAGUCCAAGCCGCUGCCGCCAAGGAGGCCCAAUUAGUAGAUCAACAGAGCGAAUCUGGCGAGCUGCAAUUUGAAGAAAGAGACGACGAAGAGAUUUACUUCGCACCAGAGAAGAACAACGUUAUCUUUGGCAGUGCUAUCGACGGGUGGGCCUUCACAGUCCGACAAUUUGCAGGACUGUACGAGAAGAAGCUGGGAAUUAAGAGAAACAUCAUGGAGAAAGUGUUAUGGGGAAACUUUUAUCUGGAUCCGAAGACAAAGAAGGUUCUCGGGCCUAAGCAUCUCAAAGGGAGGAACCUGAAGCCCAUGUUUGUACAGCUUGUGCUGGAGCAAAUAUGGGCAGCCUAUAACGCCACCACUGGGGGAGAUCAUGGGAAGGGCGAUCCGGUAUUGUUGGAGAAGAUCACAAAAGGUCUCAACAUAACCAUUCCGCCACACGUCAUGAGGUCAAAGGACACGCGAUUGCUUUUGACCACUGUCUUCUCCUCUUGGCUCCCGCUAUCAACGGCGCUGUUAGUCUCAGUUGUGGAAUCACUCCCGUCACCGCGGACAGCGCAAGCUGAGCGUUUACCCGAACUCCUUGAUUCAUCACCUGGCUCAGACUACAUUGACCCCACUGUACGGGAAGCCAUGGUCAAAUUCAAGACAGCGAAGUCCGAUCCCGUUGUCGCAUACGUUAGCAAAAUGGUCUCCAUACCAGAAAGCGAGCUGCCACAAAAUAAGCGCCGUGGGCCACUCAGUCCAGAAGAGGCAAGAGAGCUCGCUCGAAAGAAGCGUGCAGAGGCAGCUAGGGCGCAAGCAGCGGUCGAAAGCGCUGGCCCCGUCGACGCAUUGGCUACCGCCCUAGAGACAGCGACCCUAGACGAGGAGCCCGCGAAAGAUGAGCAGGGGGCUGACCCUGAACAUCUCAUAGGCUUCGCUCGUAUCUACUCCGGUACUCUCUCCGUAGGAGAUGAGAUUUACGUCCUUCCUCCAAAGUUUUCUCCCGCACAGCCGAACCAAAACCCAGUACCAAAGAAAGUGACGGUUGAAGCACUUUAUAUGCUGAUGGGCCGAAAUCUAGAAAGCUUAGAUUCCGUUCCAGCAGGUGUAGUCUUUGGUAUUGGUGGCCUAGAAGGUUCGGGUAUCUUGAAGUCGGGUACUCUAUGUUCAAGGCUUGACGGUGCAGUCAAUCUAGCUGGCGUCGCGAAUAUGGGUGGUCGACCAAUUGUUCGAGUAGCUCUUGAGCCAGUCAAUCCCGCCGACCUGGACAAGAUGAUCAACGGACUAAAACUACUGGUUCAGAGUGACGCAUGCGCGGAGUACGAACACUUCUCCAGUGGCGAGCAUGUCCUGCUCACAGCAGGUGAGCUGCAUCUUGAACGCUGCUUGACGGAUUUGCGAGAGCGGUUCGCACGAUGCGAGAUCCAAGCUGGUGAGGCGAUUGUUCCGUAUAGGGAAACCACCGUCAGGGCAGAAGAGAUGCGGCCGCCGGUGAAUAAGGAACUUGGACGGGGAGCUGUCGUGGGUGUGACCAGCUCGAAGCAGGUGUCAGUCACUCUAAGGGUGAGGCCACUGCCUUCUGAAGUGACAGACUUCCUCAACAAGAAUGCCGGUGCUAUCAAGCAUCUGUAUUCGGGCGAGAAAGCCAGCAACGGAAUAGGGGCAAAUGGUAAUGAUGCCACACAGUCCAACGGGGAAGAAGAUACUAUCGACGAGGAAGCUGAUGUCACAGAGGCAAAGUGCCUGUCAGUUGAAGAUCUGAAGACCCAAUUGAAGUCUCUGCUAGAGACUGGUAAGGGUAGAGAGACGUGGAAGAACGUUGUGGACCAGAUAUCGGCAUUUGGGCCCAGAAGGAUAGGGCCGAACCUGCUGAUCGACAUGACGAAAGAGGGUUGUCUGCCAAAGGCAUUCGAUGCUGACGAGAACAGUGAUGACAGCCCCAAUGUAAAUGAGAAGCUACAUGGCCGGCACUUCUCCGACAAGAUUACAUAUGCUUUCCAGUUAGCCACCCAGCAGGGACCCCUUGCCCAUGAGCCAGUUGAAGGCAUCGCGGUCUUCAUUGACGAAGUUACCAUCAACACAGCAGACGAUGAGGCCUCGGCGAGAGACAGUCUAGGACGACUUACGGGAGAGGUGAUCAAGACUGUACAGCAAUCCAUUCACAAGGGCUUCCUGGACUGGUCGGCCCGCAUUAUGCUGGCCAUGUACUCCGUCGAGAUCCAAGCAAGCACCGAGGUUCUGGGUCGUGUCUACGAUGUCCUCACCCGCCGCCGCGGUCGUGUCCUAUCCGAGUCCAUGAAGGAGGGCACGCCGUUCUUCACGAUCCAGGCCGUCCUCCCCGUGGCCGAGUCCUUCGGGUUCGCCGACGAGAUGCGCAAGCGCACCAGCGGCGCGGCACAGCCGCAGCUCAUCUUCACGGGCUUCGAGGUGCUAGAUGAGGACCCAUUCUGGGUGCCGUUCACGGAGGACGACCUCGAGGAUCUGGGCGAGCUGGCAGACAAGGAGAACGUCGCCAAGAGGUACAUGGACAAGGUUCGUCGGCGCAAGGGUAUGAUGGUUGAGGGGCGGAAUGUGGCGCGGGAUGCGGAGAAGCAGAAGACGCUGAAGAGGUGA
Molecule: messenger RNA, 3219 nt
Organism: Phaeoacremonium minimum UCRPA7
Lineage: Eukaryota; Fungi; Ascomycota; Sordariomycetes; Togniniales; Togniniaceae
Product: putative elongation factor 2 protein
Exons: 4
Coding region: 1-3219 (1072 amino acids)
Biological process (GO): cytosolic ribosome assembly
Cellular component (GO): cytosol; ribonucleoprotein complex
Molecular function (GO): GTPase activity; GTP binding; ribosome binding
Source: RefSeq, a predicted model, not a curated record